Molecule: messenger RNA, 300 nt
Organism: Loa loa (African eye worm)
Lineage: Eukaryota; Metazoa; Nematoda; Chromadorea; Rhabditida; Onchocercidae
Exons: 2
Coding region: 1-300 (99 amino acids)
Source: RefSeq, a predicted model, not a curated record
AUGGUACCGCUGGACAUUACAGCCUUAAUUCAACCUUACAGGAAUGACGGAGAACGAAGGAAGAACACGCAUAUGAACACUAAAACAGCAGCCCAUACACAUCUUCAUGUACAAAAAGAAGGAGCAACAGAGGCGAAAACGGAAAGGACACUCAAUAUGUCGUUGGAAACAAAGGCAGAUAUACGAAUAAACCAUCCCAAACCAAUGUGUUUCUUUUUACGGGGCGUUAAUGCACUCGCGCUCGAUGUUUGCAUAGAGCACCUUCUACAUAGUCUUCUCACAGAAUAUCUUCUUUUGUAA